AUGCCGCGGGAGCAGUUAUACCGCAAGCAGAAGCGUGGGUCAGGUGGGGGUGGAAGCAGAGGAUCUUGCUCGGCGGACGGGAUCCAACACGUGGGACCCCCGGAGUCUUACUCCGGGGUCCCGGCGGUCGGCAACGGAAAGCGGUCGGAGGACUGCUUUACGGCGGCCGCAAAAUGGACGAAAAGUGAAGGGGGCAAAGCCACCCAGAAAAGGUAG
Messenger RNA from Pelobates cultripes (western spadefoot toad), 216 nucleotides. The record is from the annotation of a GenBank genome assembly. Lineage: Eukaryota; Metazoa; Chordata; Amphibia; Anura; Pelobatidae.